Messenger RNA from Moneuplotes crassus, 1005 nucleotides. The record is from the annotation of a GenBank genome assembly. Lineage: Eukaryota; Ciliophora; Spirotrichea; Euplotida; Euplotidae.
UGAUAGGUGUUAGAACAAUUAUUGGGGGGAGGUUGGAAGUUAGAGUUGGAGAAGGAGCAGAGAAGGGUUUUAGAGGGGGUAAUGGGGUUGGAUGGGAGAUUGGUGGGAGAGGGGGAAGAAGGGAAUAUGAGAGAUUUGGGUAAGUGGAGGAUUGAUUGUAGGAUGAGUGAAGAGGAGAAGAGACAGAGUGGGGCUGGAGAGGAUGAUGAAAGGGAUAGUAGAAGAAAUGAAAUCGAGAAAGUAGUAUUUUGAUCAGAAAAGAGAGAAAUAAAAAAAGCAGAUCGGAAGAGUAAGAAGAGAAGUGUAUUUGGUGAAGGUUCUCAAUGACUUAAGUCACAGAAAAAUGAUAUACCGACAUUAAAAUUUCUUGGUAUCAACAAAUUGGGAUUUUCUAAAACUAUCAAAGCCAAGCUCAGCAAAAUUUGUAACAAUGUAUCAAACCAAAAUUGUCAAAAGGGCACCACCGAAUCUACAAAAUCUUCAAUAAAUUACUCACGUGCUUCAACAAAGAUUCAGCCUUUAUAUCAAAGGAAAUAUGUAAUCAGAGAUAAACAGAAAGAUUAUAUUUUUCAGAAUUCAAAUUGUCAAAAUACACUUUGUGCAGAUCAAUCCCCUUCUAUCUUUGAUCGUACAUUUGUCAUAAAAAGCAAGAAAAAUACUUUAAUUGGAAUAAGAGGUAGAAGGGUUUCACAAGGCUAUCAAGCUUCUGCUAAUCCAAGAGAUAAGCACAAUAUCACCAGAAUCCGUCGUAACAAGAGUAGAGAAUGCAUUCUAAAGACCAAAAUCCAACCAAGACCUUCCCUUCCCACCUCAAAACCCAUAUCUAAACCAAUCGCCCUACCAGUCUCCUCUCAAUCCCGCCCACCCAAAAAGCCCCUUCAAACCCUUCUCAGGUCCAAGACCCCUUCUUCCAGCUACAAACUCAACCCCAAAAUUCUACCUAACAAAUUCAUGACCACCUUAAGCCAAGAAAGAAGAUUACUCGCCCAUUCAGUUUGAUAUUAA